CGAAGGUGUGCUGAGUAGUAGUUUAUUCACGAGAUCUGUUGAGUAACCCAAACGAACGUCAUGACGCUUCGUUUUCGGACUCUAUUUCUCAUGGCUGCGUUAGCGCACACAGCCUGCUCUGUUGAUGGACUCUACAUUACCUUUUCACAUCCAGACAAUGUUGUUAUUGGGAGAAACACGUCGUUCACUGUGACUGUCAGAGGUUUAGACGUGCCGGAUGCUGAUCUGGAAAUUAAACCAAAAGAGAACGGCCGAAUUCACGUAGUUUCAAUGGUCGAGCUAAGAAAUGACACGGACAUCACACCCAUAAAAGUCGAGGGCCUUCAAGCUGGCACUGCCUACAUUACAUUCAACUCAUCAAACGAAGCCGUUAGGGCUGCUGUUCUUGAUAUUGAGGUGUCUGUCACUGUGAUUCACUCUGAGCCACUUGAUGUUGCAAUUGUAGUUGUUGGAUGGAUAUACUUCUUUGCAUGGUCGAUUUCGUUUUAUCCACAGAUUGUGUAUAAUUUUCAGCGGAAGAGUGUGGUUGGGUUGAACUUUGAUUUCUUGGCUUAUAAUAUCACUGGAUUUCUUCUCUACGGUUUGUUUAAUGUUGGAAUGUAUUGGAUUCCGGAAGUGAAGGAAGAAUACAAGAGGAACCAUCCAAACGGAGUGAAUCCUGUCUUACUAAACGACGUCGUGUUUACAUUGCACGCUAUUGCAGCCAUUUCAUUCACUAUCUUCCAAUGCCUAAUAUUUGAGCGAGGAAAGCAACGAGUUUCAACGGUUGCUCGAGUGCUUGUCAGUCUUGUGGCUCUCUUUGUGAUUGUGACCAUAAUUCCUACAAGUAUUGGAACCAUCACAUGGCUUGAUUAUCUCUACUACUUUUCGUACAUCAAGCUGGGAUCCACUCUCAUCAAAUACAUCCCUCAGGCAUUCAUGAAUUAUCGUAGAAAGAGCACUGAAGGCUGGAGUAUCGGCAAUAUUUUGCUUGAUUUUACGGGCGGCGUCUUCAGCGUGCUCCAGAUGUUUAUGCUCGCAUAUAAUCAUGAUGACUGGAAUUCCAUCUUCGGAGAUGUGACUAAGUUUGGCUUGGGCUUUUUCUCAAUCUGUUUCGACAUUCUCUUCAUUGUCCAGCACUACUGCCUCUACCGGAAAUUCAGAGGUUACAAGCCAGUUGAUUCGACGGAAGUUGCCAAAUCUCCACAGAAAAGGAAGUAUACGUUUGUCUAGAAUUUACAGUAGAUGUUGUAUGCUCUGAUGUUUUGUAUUCGAGAAAAGUUUGCUAAUAUGCAUAGUCAAGUCUGAUUUGUUUACAUUGAAAUUACAUUCAACAUAUAGAAUUGCCUUUCUACUUUUGUUGUUUGGACACCAUGUGUGGUCUGUUGAGAGACUGUUACAGGCCUUUAGGCAGGGGUUUCAGGGGGGUAGAUGAACCACCUGCUGAGCUGUGUAGGUCUGCUUUUGAUUCAAAGUACCUAGACCAUGUCAAACUUGGUUCUAAUGUUAUAUAUAUAUAGAAGAAUCAUA
This is a messenger RNA of Corticium candelabrum, 1509 nucleotides long. Its product is annotated as cystinosin-like. The transcript has 10 exons. Gene Ontology annotation, molecular function: L-cystine transmembrane transporter activity. The record is from RefSeq and is a predicted model, not a curated record. Lineage: Eukaryota; Metazoa; Porifera; Homoscleromorpha; Homosclerophorida; Plakinidae. Gene Ontology annotation, biological process: L-cystine transport. Gene Ontology annotation, cellular component: lysosomal membrane. Bases 61 to 1212 code for a protein of 383 amino acids.